This is a messenger RNA of Tarenaya hassleriana, 1829 nucleotides long. Its product is annotated as glutathione gamma-glutamylcysteinyltransferase 1-like. The coding region runs from base 203 to 1669 and encodes 488 amino acids. The record is from RefSeq and is a predicted model, not a curated record. Gene Ontology annotation, molecular function: metal ion binding; glutathione gamma-glutamylcysteinyltransferase activity. Gene Ontology annotation, biological process: detoxification of copper ion; phytochelatin biosynthetic process; response to metal ion. The transcript has 9 exons. Lineage: Eukaryota; Viridiplantae; Streptophyta; Magnoliopsida; Brassicales; Cleomaceae.
ACAGAAGAGAACAUGUAGAAAUGGCGUCUGGAUCCUCUCCUCUGUGAGGCUAUACAUAUAGAGAGUUCGACUUUCCAUUUCGAAUCCAUAAUCUAAUCUUCCGCCGAAAGCUCGUAGUUCGUAAAAUCUCCGGUUUCCUAUUUCGAAUCUUUUGGCAUUUCUCUGUAAUUUCGCAGAUUUGAAUCCUCCCAAGUAAGUGAGAAUGGCUAUGGCGGGUUUGUAUCGGCGUCCUCUUCCUUCGCCUCCGGCUAUAGACUUCGCCUCUGCCGAAGGAAAGCAAAUAUUCAAGGAAGCUCUUCAGAAAGGCAAUAUGGAAGGCUUUUUCAGGUUGAUUUCCUAUUUCCAGACGCAGUCUGAGCCUUCGUAUUGUGGCUUGGCCAGCCUUUCUAUGGUUAUGAAUGCCCUUUCUAUUGACCCUGGGCGAAAGUGGAAAGGGCCUUGGAGGUGGUUCGAUGAAUCUAUGCUGGAUUGCUGUGAGCCACUGGAAAUAGUUAAGGACAAGGGCAUUGCGUUUGGAAAGGUUGUUUGCUUGGCUCAUUGUUCAGGGGCAAAAGUUGAAGCAUUCCGCACUAGUCAAAGCACCAUAGAGGAUUUCCGUAAAUGCGUGAUAAAAUGUUCGUCUUCUGAUAAUUGCCAUAUCAUCACAUCAUAUCACAGAGGGGUAUUUAAGCAGACUGGAACUGGUCAUUUUUCACCUAUCGGUGGCUAUAAUGCUGAAAGGGAUAUGGCUUUGAUUCUUGAUGUCGCUCGUUUCAAGUAUCCUCCUCACUGGGUUCCGCUUAAACUUCUUUGGGAAGCCAUGGACAGUCUUGAUCUGUCAACAGGACAACGCAGAGGGUUCAUGCUCAUAUCUAGGCCUCACAGAGAACCAGGAUUGCUUUAUACUCUGAGCUGUAAGGAUGAAAGUUGGCUCAGCAUAGCAAAGUAUUUGACAGAAGAUGUUCCCCGUCUUGUAAGCUCACAGCACGUGAAUAAUGUUGAGAAGAUCUUAUCUGUUGUCUUCAAGUCACUUCCAUCAAAUUUCAACCAAUUCAUCAGAUGGGUGGCUGAGCUUCGAAGGAAGGAGGACCUUAACCAAAAUCUUAGUGCAGAGGAGAAAUCAAGACUGAACUUAAAGCAAGAGGUACUGAAACAAGUGCUUGAAUCUGAACUGUUCAAGCAUGUGAGUAAGUUCCUAUCCUCUGUGGAAUACGAAGACAAUCUGCAUCAUGUCGCUGCGAAGGUCUGUUGCCAAGGAGCUGAAGUUUUAUUAGGAAAUUUGUCGAAGGAGUUAUGUUGUCGGGAAACAUGCGUGAAAUGCGUCAAAGGUACGGGAGAGGAGGCUAUCACGGUGGUCUCGGGGAUCGUUCUACAUGACGGGAGCGAACAACAAGUUGACCUGCUCGUGCCAUCAGCCCAAGCCGACCCGAAAUGCUGCGACUGCGGUCCAGAGUCUGUGUACCCAGCCGGCAACGAUGUGCUGACGGUGCUUCUGAUGGCUUUACCUAUACAGACAUGGUCUGGCAUCAAAGACCAAGCUGUUAUGUAUGAAAUGAAACAGCUCGUUUCCAUGGCUAGCCUUCCCACAUUGCUUCAAGAAGAGGUAUUGCAUCUGCGUCGACAGCUUCAGCUGCUGAGACGGUGUCAAGAGAACAAGGAAGAGGAUGACCUCGCAGCUCCUGCCUUUUAAACCCCCCCACUUAUUUUGUUCCAUCUUUGUGAAUCCGAGAACCUUUAUUUUUGUCUCGUACGCGAAAAUAUUGGAAAUAUAAAGCUCAUAUUUCUGCAUGAGUUUUGUAAUAAAUUGUUUACAUUUCGAGAUACAUAAAGGAUUUUUAAAUCGAGAAUUA